AGGGAAUGGCCAGCAAUCUGGUCUGGGAAUAGAAAUGCGCAACACCGUGAUCAUCGUCAGCCUCUCGCUGGCACUGGGCCUCGUCUCCGCCACCGACUACUGCAAGAAGACCUGCGGCGGCACCAAGAACCUGGGAUGCGACAAUAACGGGGCCUGGGCCUCUAGCUGCCCCACCGACGCCGCCCUGGUGUCCCUGACCACGGCGCAGAAGGCCGCCCUGGUGGACAGGACGAACGAGUACCGCAACAUCAUCGCCGGCGGACUGAACGCCAACCUGAGUGCCGCCUGCCGGAUGGCCACCAUCAAGUGGAACGACGAGCUGGCCUAUCUGGCCAGCCUGAACGUGAAGAGCUGUGCGAUGCGCCACGACGCAUGCCACAACACGGACGCCUUCGACUGGUCCGGCCAGAACCUGGCCUGGAUGAGCUACUACGAUCCCCUGAACGUUACCCACUACGUGCAGUGGGGCGUCGAUAUGUGGUACGGCGAGGCGGUCUACACCAAGCAGGCCUACAUCGAUGCCUAUCCCUCGAACUACAAUGGCCCGGCCAUUGGCCAUUUCACCGUGCUGGUGGCCGAUCGCAACACGGAGGUGGGCUGUGCCGCGGCCACCUACUCGGUGGCUGGCCAGGGAUACAAGGCCUUCCUGCUGGCCUGCAACUACGCGGCCACCAAUGUCCUGGGCAUCAAGAUGUACAGCUCCUGCGCCAAGCCGGCCAGCAAGUGCACCACUGGCACCAAUCCCCAGUACAAGUACCUCUGCAGCUCCAAGGAGGUGUACGACGUCAACAACCUCUCCUACUGAACCAAUGAGAACCAAUAAAUGGAAGCUACAGCUGGGCUAUUUCGAAUUUCAA
Molecule: messenger RNA, 857 nt
Organism: Drosophila subpulchrella
Lineage: Eukaryota; Metazoa; Arthropoda; Insecta; Diptera; Drosophilidae
Product: antigen 5 like allergen Cul n 1
Exons: 2
Coding region: 35-805 (256 amino acids)
Source: RefSeq, a predicted model, not a curated record